AUGUCAUUUGUUCAACCGUUUUUCAUGCAAAUUCUAAGACUUAAAUGCUUGUACAUUAACAUUUUAUGUCGUUUCGUAGUUGGAUUGGAUAUUUCUGAUAAGGCUCUCAAGAAAGCUAAUGAGACUUACGGCUCCUCACCGAAGGCAAAGUACUUUUCGUUCGUGAAGGAAGAUGUUUUCACUUGGCGUCCUAAUGAAUUAUUUGACCUCAUCUUCGACUAUGUGUUUUUCUGCGCAAUUGAACCGGAGAUGAGACCUGCAUGGGGUGAAUCCAUGCAUGAACUCCUGAAACCUGACGGAGAACUCAUAACUCUGAUGUAUCCGAUGACCGACCACGAGGGUGGAGCUCCCUACAAAGUAGCUUUGUCUUCCUACGAAGAUGUGUUGGUUCCGUUAGGAUUUAAAGCAGUGUCCAUUGAGGAGAACCCAGACUCCAUUCCCACUCAGGCCCGUUGUUAA
Messenger RNA from Arabidopsis lyrata subsp. lyrata, 459 nucleotides. Its product is annotated as probable thiol methyltransferase 1. The coding region runs from base 1 to 459 and encodes 152 amino acids. Gene Ontology annotation, molecular function: S-adenosylmethionine-dependent methyltransferase activity. The record is from RefSeq and is a predicted model, not a curated record. NCBI's taxonomy places the organism in Eukaryota, Viridiplantae, Streptophyta, Magnoliopsida, Brassicales, Brassicaceae. The transcript has 7 exons.